CUGUUCUUUAAAAAGCAAUCCGUAACCUUAAUUUGAUUGUUGAAACAACUUUUGCAUGACUUUUGAAUGGCCAUCUCAGUUCUGUGCAUGAAUUUCCAGUCAUUGUUUUUAUUUCGCCGUAGCUGUGAAAUCUUGACUCUUGUUUUAUUCCUGUGACCUUAUAAUGAUCUUCUAUUUGAGUCAGCAUGGAGAAUAAGGGCUAUUUAUUUAUUUAAAGGUCCAGUCUUCUUGCCUAAAAUUUUCAACAUAUUUUUUUAUUUAUAGAGAUUGUGGUCUUUUGCAAAAUGAGAAGGUAAGAGAUGUACACAGUGCAGUAACACAAUGUAGACUAAACAUUCUCCAAUCCCUUAUGUGAACCAUGCCAAAAACGUCCAUGCUGCACAGCGUGCUCAUGGAUAAAAGGACCAUGAAGUUGAUUUGGUUAAUUGACUUUUUUUUAUUUUAUGUUUUAUUUAGUUUCUUUCUUAAUUUUCCAGGAUGGAUUGACAUAAAAUACAAUACUCUCGAACAUACUCCAACAUUAAAAAGGAGUUUUGAUCAAACUUUAUCAAAGAUCCUGAAGUAAACAGUAGUUUUUUUAAUAGAAAAUCACUCACUUUUACACUAAAGAGCACGAGAAACACUCAAGAGUUCAGAAGCAGCAUAGAAGCAUCACUGAUAUCAGGUGUUCAUGAACAUCUCUUUGCCUGCUCCUGUCCUUCUCCAUAACACAACUUUUUGAAGCAGUCAACAAGCACUCAGUGUCCUUUUUUCUUCGUAUCUCUCUUCAACAGAUGAGAACUUUACUCUCAAACAUGAUAAAGCCUUCCUCUUGUCGAUGGCCAACCGUGGCAAAGACACAAAUGGGUCCCAGUUCUUUAUGUAAGUACUAUUUACUCUGGUAUAAAACACGGAGAGGGUGUAUGUGUAUAUAGAAACAACCAUUCAUCACCAGAUCUAUUGCUUACCAUUUAAUAUGACUUACUGGUCACUAUUAAAUGACACAUGCAGUACGUAUAAAUUAUGUAUUAUAGCAUCUGGGCUUUUAACUUUGACCCAAGUGUUGUGAAAAUCUCACAAUUUGUUGACACAUCAAUACAAUUCUUAAAGGCCACUAGUGAUUUUCAGUAGUAAAGCAUGAUGGUGAAGAUGGAACAUUUUAUGUGUUCUGUCUACUUUAUUGAUUUAGUCAAACAAUCAUCUUAACUUCCCCCUUUGCCGUUCACACUCUCUGUAAUCUCCUCAAUCUCUUUACCACAUAAAUAUUUAUUUUGGAGACUCUACAUAGUCUACAUGUUCAUGUGGGAUGCUGGUGCAUUUUCAUCUCCCUUUUCCCUUGUCAGUGUGCAUUUAGAAAUAUUUUAUAAUCAGAAAGCAGUCCUUUUUUGCCUACAAAUGUAUUACAAUUUUUCUCUUGCCGUUUUUGUGUAAAAUUUGCAGAAACUCUAGCAUCCUGCUCUUCCAAGGUAAAGUGUCUCUCCAAGGCUGUGCUUCUCUCUCCUGACUGUGUUUUUCUGGUUGCUUUUAGCUAGAACUGGCUUCUUAUUUAUUAUUAAAUAAUUUUCACCUCAUAAAAAAUCUGUUCUCCCAGCACAGAGAACCUUGAAGUCUUCUUUAUUGCUGUAUUUCAACUUUAGAAUCACAGGAUGUAUUUUCCUGCCACGGACACACUGAUUUUUAAUUGAAGUUGUCCCUAUAAUAUUUUUAAACCGGAUUAAUUGGUUUUGUCAGAAUAAUGUUGGAAGAUGUUGGACCUGUUCCUGUUCAUCAUUAGAAUGUAUUCAUCCAGCCAGUGUUAUUGUGCAAGCACUGCUGGUUUUAAAUUCCUCAGUGUUUGAAUUGAUGCAUACAUAUUCUUGUUGACAGACUGAAUGCUUUUUUUGACUAAAUUUAUUUCCUUUUAUCUCCCUCCCAUAUGUCCCUGUUGGAUGACCUGGACUCGUUUACCUGACAACAGAACUACUAAGACAGCGCCUCAUCUAGAUGGAGUGCAUGUGGUCUUCGGGCUAGUCAUCUCUGGCUUUGAGGUCAUAAAGAAUAUUGAAGGGCUGAAGACUGACUCAGCCAGCAGACCCUAUGCUGACGUCAGAGUGAUUGACUGCGGACAGCUGAUUACAAAGUCUGCUAACGAUGUUCUUCAAGGCAAAAGGAGGAAAGCAUUCCAUUCUGAGGAUGACUCUCAGAGUUCUUCUGAGUCUUCAUCUCAGUAUUCCUUCUCUGAUGGAGAGUCUGACAAAAAUUAUUCAUCUCGAAAGAGGAAAAGCAACUCGAAGAGUAAGCACUCAAAGAGAAAAAGAAGAGAGACAAAGAAGGACAGAGAGACAGUUAAAACAGCAGGACAUGAAAGUCAUGCUGAGGGAGAGAUGGCAGAGGAAGAUGAUGGUGAGGCUGAGCAGAAUGUGAAAAGGGAGAAGCUUGUGGUUCGACCAGAAGAGAUCCCACCUGUGCCAGAGAACCGCUUCCUGCUCCGCAGAGACAUGCCUACCCAGGAGGAGAUAGUAAAAACGGCCGUGCAAGACACAGUUGUGGCACCAAAUGACACAAAACCAACUGUCACAAAAUCUGGACGCAAGAUCAAAGGCCGUGGUACUAUGAGGUACCAUACACCCCCCCGGUCAAAGUCCCGAUCGGAGUCAGAUGGGGAACGGGGGAGCAGUGAGACUCCUCCACACUGGAAAGAGGAAAUGCAGAGGACUAAGGCUUACCAGCCCCCCAGUGUGGAGAGAUGGAGUAAAGGAGAAAGAUGGGAUGACAGAAGUGACACCCCAAGGUCUAGGUCAAGAUCAGAAGAACGUUCCUUAAGUGAGGCUUCUGUAUAUUCCAGCCACCAUCGAUCUAAAAAAGAAAAAAAGAAAACCAAACGCAAGAAGAAAACUAAGAAACGAAAGCACUCAAAGAAACAUAAAAAGAACAAGACCAAGGAGGCCUCCCAGUCUGAGGAAGAGAUGUCUGGGUCCUCAGGCAAGAGGUCGAAACACUCAAGCCGUGCAGAGAGGAGACAUUCUCGAUCACGCUCUCAUUCUUUCUCUCGCUCAUCGUCGCACCACUCCCACAGAUCGUAUAGAUCAGGAUCAGAAAGGAGACGUUACUUAUCAAGCUCUUCUAGAGAUUCACGAUCUUAUUCGAGGUCCAGGAGCAGAUCUUAUUCCAGAAGUCGUUCAAGGUCUGAUAAGCGGGUUCGAUCAUCCAUGAGGUCAAGUCAUAGUCGAUCAGGACGGUCUGUUACACAUUCUAGGUCACUGUCUCGUUCUCAAUCGAGAUACAGGACAAGGUCAAGAACCAGAUCAAACUCUAGGUAUAGUUCAGAAACCCCACCACGUUCCAGGAAAAGAAAUGAGUUGAGAUCCCCUCGAAAGUCAAAGCCUACAGAGGGCUGUAUUUCCAAAUUGGACAAGCCUGUUCCUAAAUCAGUUCAAGGUGAAGAAUCUAAAGCCCAAUCAGCAGCGUCUUCAGAGAGUGUCUCUGUGUUGCCUUUGAGUGAUAGUCCACCUCCUUCUCGAUGGAAACCAGGCCAAAAACCCUGGAAACCUUCUUAUGUCCGCAUUCAAGAAAUCAAAGUAAAAUCAGCCCCAGCUUCAAAUGCACUAAUCAGCCCAUCAUCAAAUGUACCUCAGGAGGCAAUGUCCUCUCUAAAGCCAGACAUGGCUGCUAGUCAAAGGAACCCCAGCAGCAGUGACAAUAAUGUUCCUGAUAGGCUUCUGCAAAGCAGUUUGUCCAGGAGCAGUUCACCCACUCAAUCACGAAGUAGCAGCAAAUCACAGAGUCAGUACGGCAGCAGAUCUUCCUCUUGCAGUGGGUCAGAGUCAUAUAAUUCAUACAAAGGAAGAACCACUGAAAAAAAGAGAAAACAUCGUAGAUCUCACAGAAAUAGCCAAAAGAGGGACAAGCAUGCAGAUCAUGGUAGUGGCCAUAAAGAUUCAUCUCCCUCCUCAGAGGACAUAUCAGACAAUCCAUACAGUGCUUUCCACGGACACAAUGAUUCCUUGGUACAGAGAAACACACUGAAAGGCACAAAUCCCAAUCAAAGGAAAGUACCAUUAAUGGACAACAAUAAUGCAUCUGGAUGGGAAAGUGAAGGAGAGAACUCAAGUAAGACUAAUACUGCUCUGGAACACAACCAACUCCCUAUUAGUGAUGAGGGACUUACUGAAAUGAAAAAGAGACAGAUUUUGUCUCGUUGCUGGGAGUCUGAGAGUGACUCUGAAAUGCCAGACAAAAAAGUAGUAAGUGAUGCCAAACAUGUGUCUGAAAAAGAGGAGGGAGAGGCUAGUUCAGAAUCAGAGUAUGAAUAUCCUUUAUGGACCUGUAACAAGUCAAACCAAGGAGCAGAAAUGUCUAAUGAAUUAAAAGGUAAUGAGGAGCUGUCUGCAGACACAAAGACUUCAAAGCACAAGAAUAAGAAAGCCAAGCGGAAGCACAAGCACAAGAGGAGGAACUCUUCCAAGUCAGGAUCUCACAGAUCCAAGGUCAAGAAAUCCAAGAAGCACCAGAAGCCGAAAGAGACAUUUCACUGGCAGCCUCCACUGGAGUUUGGUGAUGAAGGUGAGGAGGAUGAUUCAGUCACUCAAGCAAAACAAUUUCACAUAGCAAAUCCUGAUGCAGUCAAUGAUGGAGCAAAAAGGCGUAUAAAAGCUGGAAAGAUCAAGCACCAAGUCUCAGAAAAUAAGGAUGAGGAUCAAGGGAAUAUCGAAUCAUCACAAGAUAUGUUUUCAGUAGAGUCUUCUAAAGGUAUUGAUGAGAAUGGGAAGGUGACUGAAAGCCAGAAAUCAAAGCUAAAUAGCAAUACUGAAAGAAAUCCAGAUCAAAGCCAUCUAGAGAUCCAUACCAAUCUUUCAGACACUAACUUGGCAAGUAACAAACCAAGAGACCCAAAUAAAGUUGAUGUAUGUCCUCCACAGGCCAUCCCAGAAGCUAAGCAACCAGGUGCCAAAGCGAUUGGAUUUUCCCCUCUAAAAAGUAUUAAAAAUAAUGGUAGUGCACUUGUUCCAACUCAAAUAGAAAGAGGAAACUCUGUGACUAUUGGAUCUGUUUUACCUCAAGGCAGUCAGCCAGAGGAAUCUGUACCUGGUGACACUUCUCUCUCAGCAGUUGAAAAUAAAUGGAAACCUUUGACAGGCAUGACUGUUGGGCAGACCAUUACUACAAAACCUCUGGUUAAGAAAAUAAAUAAAAUGCAAGAUCAACUAGAGGGAAAGGCCCAGGGUCUCAAGAUUGAGAUCAAGAGCAAGAGUAGAGUCCGUCCAGGAUCCUUGUUUGACGAGGUUCGAAAGACAGCUCGUUUAAAUCAGAGACCCAGAAAUCAAGACAGUUCAAGUGAAGAAGACUCUAUUCCAGCAACAGGAGAAAGGGCUGGAUCCCACUCUCAAAAUAAGUCAAGGUCUGUGUCCAGUCAUAGGUCCCACCGCAGAAGUAGGUCUCAUUCAUAUAGCCACUCCAGGAGCAGGUCCAGAAGCUACACCUACUCUUCCAGGAGCUACAGUAGAAGUAGAAGCAGGAGUAGAUACAGCAGAGCACACUCUCGUUCUCGAAGUAGCACCUACCGAAGUUCCCGUAGCCUUUCAGACAGUAGAAGUCAUUCUAGAAGUCGCCACAGAGGUCACCACAGAUCAAGGUCUAACUCAUACGAUAGUUAUUCUAGCCGCAGCCGCAGUCGUAGCAGAAGAGGGCAUCGAAGAAGUGAGAGCUCUGACCGCAGGUCCAGGUCAUAUCGCUCUUACAGUCGCAGUUCCUCCAGGAGGCGAAGUCGUAGCCGAAGCAGUCGAUACAGUUGAGCUGAAUUGAUGCAGCAUUAAGCCUCCCUAUCCUCCUUCAAAUGGUUUUCUGAACGAAUGGCUCAGUUUAAGUUUGAAGUAUGUACUUUGAUGUACACUGUAUCAUCAUUUAAUGUGUAAUUCACAUACAUUCUGCUGUAUUUUUCCAAACGAGUCUAUGUAUGAAUGUACAUUUGAAACAAAAUUAGUCUCUUGCUUUACUCUGGUACACUUUUUUUUGUAUUCAUUAGAAAUGGAGCAUAGAAACCCUCCAACUGUAAAGCCUAGGUUAUAUAUCAACAGCUACUUACCUCAGUCUUUUGAACAUGAAAUUCUGUGAAAUGUAAAUGUCAUGUUUUGACAUGGCAAGCAGUUAUAUUAAACAAAUCAAUGGGAGACAUGGAUGGAAAAUGUUUAGUUUUGGCCAAAUGAAUGUUUUUUUUUGGUUGCCCUCAGUGCAUUUUUUAAUUUGUACACAAAAACAAAUGUCUUGCUGAAUGUAUCUACUGCUGCUUAUUGAUACACCAUUUAAAUAUAACUGUUAAUAAAAACUACAUU
This is a messenger RNA of Carassius carassius (crucian carp), 6287 nucleotides long. It is a transcript of the gene nktr, whose product is annotated as natural killer cell triggering receptor. The record is from RefSeq and is a predicted model, not a curated record. NCBI's taxonomy places the organism in Eukaryota, Metazoa, Chordata, Actinopteri, Cypriniformes, Cyprinidae. Gene Ontology annotation, molecular function: peptidyl-prolyl cis-trans isomerase activity. Gene Ontology annotation, biological process: protein folding; protein peptidyl-prolyl isomerization. The transcript has 12 exons. Gene Ontology annotation, cellular component: nucleus. The coding region runs from base 1851 to 5750 and encodes 1299 amino acids.